Brassica napus (rape) is the source of this 960-nucleotide messenger RNA. Its product is annotated as F-box/kelch-repeat protein At2g24250-like. Bases 1 to 960 code for a protein of 319 amino acids. The record is from RefSeq and is a predicted model, not a curated record. Lineage: Eukaryota; Viridiplantae; Streptophyta; Magnoliopsida; Brassicales; Brassicaceae. Gene Ontology annotation, molecular function: protein binding. The transcript is spliced from 3 exons.
AUGACAGAACCUGCGACAUCAUCAUCCUCGUCUCUUCCCUUAGAUAGUGUUUCAAAACUGUCUCUGUCUCCAUCAACGAACGAGAUCACAGUGUCCGUAGUACCGGACUGUUUGCACCCUGUGGCGAUCCAUGAUAACAAAGGCUCGUGGAGCCUCGAAAGGAUCCCUCUGUUCCUCUUUAGACCCAGAGCUCUUGCUGCUUCUGAGUAUUUCUUGGGAGGGAUAAGGCGAUAUGAGCCAGAAGAGGAGGAGGAAGAGCUUUCAUCUCCUAUCCAAUGCUCGGUGAAAGUGGAGAUUCCAGGAUCAUCUGAUCGGAGGUUGAUGAAGAUGAAUGAUUGUCAGAUCCUCCCUCUUGGCCAUCAGUACAGAAUGAUUGGUUGCAAUGCUAAAGAGUACAUAAACGUGGUUGUUCUUCCUCUAAACCAGGAGGGAGGAGGAGGAGGAGAUUUUGUUGUUCUCCUUAACUUCACUAAAGUUUUGUUGGUGUAUAGAAGCACUGAGAUGAGGUGGAGGCGGUUACAUACACAGCCAUUCACAACAGCUACGUGCGAGGAGCUAUUCACUUUCAGAGGCAAGUUUUAUGCAAUCUUUAUUAGCGGAGAUUUUUUCGCUUUCGAUCCUCAUUUCCUGGGACUGACUACCUUGAAGCCCUUGGAGCUACCCAACUGUGGUUCAUGCAAUGAUCUGGUUCAAUCUGGCGACGAUGAACUUUUCCUUGUUGAGACAAUCAUCCCUCGUAAUGACGAUGUGUUAAGUUUCAAUCGGUUAACGCUAAGAGUGUGUAGGCUAGAUGUGGAGGCUGGUCAGUGGGUGGUGGUCACCGACAUAGGAGACCGUGUGUUUAUUAUUGGAGAGUUUGGGAGUGUCUCGUGCUCAGCUAAAGAGUUUCCUGAGGGUUGUGGCGUGAGUGGGAACUCAAUUUUGUAUACUCUUUUUUUUUUUGAGCAAACAAACAUUUAA